Messenger RNA from Prorocentrum cordatum, 957 nucleotides. NCBI's taxonomy places the organism in Eukaryota, Dinophyceae, Prorocentrales, Prorocentraceae. The record is from the annotation of a GenBank genome assembly.
AUGCGCGAAGUUAGGUGGCCUAGAAUACGGCCAGGCCAAUCAACUGACUUUCCCACUCUGCCAAGCCGCAUAUUUGGGCUCAAGUCACAAGGUGCCGCUUCGUCGAUCAUUCUGGCUGCCAGCCAGUCGCACUGGUUGUUUUUGGAGAUGGACCUCAUUUCGACCGAACAGGUCGUGGCGGAGUACGUCUCAAGCGUCGCGCCCAGUUCGUGGGCCUUUGGUUUUUUGACCCUGGUGCCGUGGAACUCGCAGAAUCUGCCAGCCAACGUGCUGGCCCCCGAAGCAGACCAUGGAGAGAUGAGCCAGGGCAGCAUCAACCAGAUGGUGGAGCAGCACGAGGCUGUGGUGAUCCCGUCCGUGUACAAGACAAGGAAGGAGAAGAGGGGCUUGACGCGUCUCUUGGACUAUCUGAGGGCCGCGCACCCUGACGCGUUCGUUUUCUUGGUGCAGCUGCCAGAUCGGUUGGGUGCCGGGCUGACCAAGGGCUAUCUCCGGACCUUGAUGGCGAGGCAGGAUGCGCUCUACAGCUUUGGGGCGAGCGGAGUGCUGAUGGAGCUGGAGGGUGACCCAGAGGGCUUGCUGCAGAAGGUACGUUUGGAGCUUGCUGAGAACGCCGCGAUCCAGCUGCGUGUGCAAUACUACGAGAGCACCGUGACAGCGGGAGUACCUUCCUCCAACGAGCUCCAGACCAUCGAGGACGAACACGACGGUCUUCUCUGGGAGACCAUCCCGCAGUUGCUAAUGCCCGGUUUUCCUGAUCUAGACAAGCGCUUGCUGGAAUUUGGGGACAGGGUUGGGGAGUUCCGGUUGGUGCAGCAGUACGCAAAUCAUCAGCACGUCUUGUUGGCGGUUAACGGGCAGCACGAGAAUGUCGUGAUCAAGACUCGCAAUAAGCGGAGCAGCACCGCUGCCGAGGAGGUGGAGAGCGUCUACUAUACCAGGAGUUCAACCUCCUGA